Molecule: messenger RNA, 3487 nt
Organism: Aphidius gifuensis
Lineage: Eukaryota; Metazoa; Arthropoda; Insecta; Hymenoptera; Braconidae
Gene: drn
Product: AN1-type zinc finger protein 6
Exons: 5
Coding region: 1167-1769 (200 amino acids)
Molecular function (GO): DNA binding; zinc ion binding
Source: RefSeq, a predicted model, not a curated record
UUCUUGUCUAUGGACUGCUAUGGACUAAAUUAGAUAAAUAAAUUAGCUCGGGUAAAGUCGGUUAUUGUCGUAUCUCUAUGUUUUACGACCUUGUUCUUUUUCGUGUUUUUCGGUCGACUCUCUACCCAUUGCAUUGUCUUUUAAUUAAAUAACUAAAUAAGUGAAGAGUGGAAGAGCAGUAGGGAUUGCCAGCAAUAGGCAGUGAGGCCAGUGAGUAAUAUACACAUCAUACUCAGCACUGCUCAGCACAGUGAGAUCAAGUGAGAUCUUGUUGGGUACAGUUCAGUACACUUAGGUAUUCUUUAACAGAAAUCAUCAGUCAUUAUCUCUCUUGAUUGUGAUUUAAGUGUUAGCAAUAUCAUAAAUUUUUAACACUAUACAUUAAUUACUAUAUGAUAUGUUGGGUGUGUACUCAACGUUAUUGAAAGUUUAUUAAAUUAUUAUAUCAUUGUUUUCAGUGUCAUUAAUUUAUUUCGCUGACAUUUUUUUAAUUUUAUCUUUGUUUUUUUUAAUGGAUAAAAUAAAAUAAAAGUAGUUACCCCACUUGAAGUGUAAACCAAGAGAAAGAAUAGCUGAAACAUACGAAUAAAAAUUAAAAUUAAUCAAUCAACUUUAAUUACAAAGGUAGAAUAUUAGAUAAAAGUGCCUAUUAAAAGUGAAAAAGCGUGUGUUGCUCUUUUUACACUACACUUUUUUUUUCAUUGUUAUUAUACGUCAAUAAUACGUAAUUGAUAGAAAUUAAUAAUUAAAGUGAAAUUAUGUGGAACUCUGCAGUGGAAUUACGAAUGGCCACACGUAUCAGCUGACAUAUUGCGCCCUGCUAUAUCACACAUCAGCCUUCGCUGGAUUUAUGGUGACAGUCAUUGUGGAGAUAAAAAAUUUGGCAACAGCGCCGGGACAAGCCUUAAUUAAAGCAUUAAAUAAAUAGUCAAUCACAAAGUGAUGAUAACAACUUUUUAUUGAAACUUAUACUUUCUCAAGGCAGUGCAUAUAUAGAAAAUUGUUAACGGAACAAACAAAAUUAUCUAAUCAGCUGUUGAGUGAUAAAUAUAAAACUAAGGAAAAAAAUAUAUAAAAGAAACUUUUUUUCUUAUCUAAAUAGACGAGUAAAUAACACUAAUUAAGUUAAUUAAUAAAUAGAAUAACGAGAACAAAAAAAAAUAAAGAUGGAACGAGAAUCAAAUCCAAUGCAAGCGCUGUGUCGCAGUGGAUGUGGAUUUUAUGGUUCACCAGCAACUGAUGGUCUCUGUUCACUUUGCUUCAAAGAAAAUCUCAAGAAAAAACAACAACCCCCGGUAUCAACACCAACUGUAUCAGCAUCACAAAGUGUAUCUAGCAAUGCUGGCACUAUGCAAAGCAAUUUUAGUAAUCUGGUAUCAACUGGAAUAACAGCUCAGCCUACUAUCCCUACGAUUCCACAAUCAACAACAGAUCUGCCAAUUUCCAAAGAAGUAAAUAGGGACGAUCAAGAAAAUGAAGUUGGAGCAAGUAGUGGAGCUGCUGAAGGCUCAAUAAGCAGUGGUGAUACAGAUGACUGUUUUGAUGGUAAAGAGACUGACAAAGAAUCCAAAAAGAAGAAAAAUCGUUGUGCUCUUUGUCGUAAAAAAGUAGGAUUAACUGGAUUUGAAUGUCGUUGCGGUGGACUUUUCUGCUCUGUGCAUCGAUACAGUGACAAGCACGAUUGCAAAUUUGAUUACAGAGAAAUGGGAGCUCAAGAAAUACGGCGUAAUAAUCCAGUUGUUGUUGGUGAAAAAGUGCAAAAAAUUUGAACUAUUUUAGUGUGUAAUCGUUGGGAAAUUGGUUAUAUAACUAUGUAAACAAAAUAUUAAAAUAAAACAAAAAAAAACGAAAAUAUAAUUUAAAAAAAAAAAAAUAAAAAAAAACAAAAACGAACAAAAAAAAAAAAAAAAAAGAAUAUAUGAAGAAAAAAUAAAUAAAUCAAUAAGUAACGAGAUAAAUUGUCUGGCAGCUGAUUGCACAUCGAGAAAUGAGACAUUAACAAAAACAAAGACGAAAUAUGCAAAGAUUGAAAAAAAAAAAUGUUUAAAUAAAUAAAGUAAUUUACGUGUGUGAGUGUAUGAUUGAGUGAGUAAUAUAAAUGAAAAUGAUUUUAAGGAGCGUGUAAAACUUUUUGACACAUUAGAAAAUUAAAAUAAAAUAGAAAAUGUAAAUUAAUAUUUGAUUUUAAACAAAAAAGAUAAAAAAAUACUAUAUAAAUUUAUAUGUGUGUGAAGUUAUGAAUGAAUCUAAAACAUUGAAUGUCAGUGCCAUGUCAGAUUGUCAUCUAAUAGGAGUUGAUAGAAAUUUAAAGAAUACACAGAUAAAUAGAAACCGAUAAUGGAAAAAAAAGAACAGAAAAGAAUUGAUUACUAAGUGUUGUCAGCUUACUACUUUUACCUAUUGAUAUUCUUACAAUUAUGGUUUAUUAUUAUAAAUCUAUGUUAUGUUUAUUAAUUUACUUGAACGAAAAUAAAUUUAAAAAAAAACACGAAUUUAUUGGACAAAAACCGCUAAACGAAAACAAAACAUAUAAACUAAUAAGAAAUAAAAACAAAUCAACAAAAGAAAAUGGAAACAUCAGUGGAAAGCGUAGGUAAAGCUAGAAUAGAAAAAAAAAUACAAUUACAACAUACACUUAUAUGAAAAAAAAAUUUAAUGUUCAAGUAAUAAAUUCUUGGUGCAGUCAGUCAGUUGGAUCUUGUUUGUUAAAAAAUGUUUUUUUUUUUUUAAAAAAAAGUAAUAAGGUCUCCGUCAACAAAUGAGAAAGAGUCCGAGCGAAAAAGUAAAAUAAUUUUUUUAAUUAUUAUUAUAUUAUUAGUUCUUGUUUAUUUAUCAUUCUUAUUAUUAAGAAUAUUUUUUCAAGUAUAUAUAUGUUUUUCCUUUUUCUUUCUGUUUCUAUAUAUAUUUGAGUAAAGGGAGUGUUGUUUAGACAAUGACUGACGUUGAUGGGUGAUUUCAAUCAUAGGUUUAAUGAGUAGUUAAUAAUUACUAAGAAAUAAUGCAAUGAAAUAUAAAAAUUAGUACUGUGUGUUUAUUGUCCAGUUUCACGACGAAUAUAUCAGGCAUUAUUACUCAUUAAAAAUCAAGGAAAAACAAAACAUUCUUUUUGAAUGGUAUUACAAUUUAUCUCAUGCAUAUUUUGCUAUUUAAUUUUCUUUUUGUAUAACUGAUAGUCAAAAAUACCUUGCCAAAAUCGUUAACUCCGUAUCUCUCGUGAUAACAUACCACUGGUUCAAAGCAAAAGCUAAAAGCUAAAUAAAGAAAAAAAAGAUGUAACUAAAAAAGUAAGAAAAAGACUACUUUUUUUUUUUCUUAAAAAAAAUUUUACAGUAUUGCUUCUUGUUUUUCUUUUAUUAUAUGCCUAUACUUUUUUUUUGUCAUAAGUGUUGCGAGUUACUAUUAUUAUUAUUAUUUUAUUCAAAAAUUAUUGGCAAUGCAAUUGCUGAGUACUCAAGCUUUCCAGUCACGAGUGAUAAAACGAUGCGAG